AUGUCACAAUCUUCACUAACUCGACAAUCUCAACAUAGUAAUUUAGGACCGAAAGAAGAACAACCUACGUCCAAGAUACCUGAAUCCGUAAGAAAAAUCAUAGCUAUGGAAAAAGAGAACGAGUCAAACGCCAACCGAAAAUCCAGGAUUGACUUAAAUGCGCUUCCUACUCGCCAGUACCUGGACCAGACUGUGGUGCCAAUUUUACUGCAGGGUCUGUCUGCAUUAGCUAAGGAAAGGCCUCCAGAUCCCAUCGACUACUUGGCGGCGUAUUUACUGAAGAAUAAGACCACCUUUGAGAGCAACACCUCGGCGAGUAACAACCCGACGGCCAACCCGCAACCAUAA
This is a messenger RNA of Spodoptera littoralis (African cotton leafworm), 348 nucleotides long. The record is from the annotation of a GenBank genome assembly. NCBI's taxonomy places the organism in Eukaryota, Metazoa, Arthropoda, Insecta, Lepidoptera, Noctuidae.